Messenger RNA from Nelumbo nucifera (sacred lotus), 1630 nucleotides. Its product is annotated as metal tolerance protein 11. The record is from RefSeq and is a predicted model, not a curated record. Gene Ontology annotation, cellular component: membrane. Gene Ontology annotation, biological process: transmembrane transport; monoatomic cation transport. Lineage: Eukaryota; Viridiplantae; Streptophyta; Magnoliopsida; Proteales; Nelumbonaceae. Gene Ontology annotation, molecular function: manganese:proton antiporter activity.
UAAACUUGGAAUCCUACAACCUAUACAUUCGCUCGCUCGUUCUCUCGUACAAGAUAUCUCAUAUUCCUUCCAGCUUUCUAGGGUUUGGUCAGUUCCUCUCAACCGAAAAUAAUGAGCCCGACGACUCACUCUGGUGAUCCCGAUGGAUCGGAGGAGCGGCUCUUGCCGGAAUCUGGAAGCGAAGAGAAGUCCUGGCGUUUAAACUUCGAUGGCUUUCAGCUCUCCGACCACAAAGAAAAGCCGCCGCGUGGCCUUCAAGACUGCCUUGGUGUUCGAGGUCCAGAAGAUGUUGUGGCUGAGUAUUACCAACAACAGAUAGAGAUGUUAGAGGGAUUCAAUGAAAUGGAUGCCUUAGCAGAGCGUGGUUUUCUCCCUGGAAUGUCAAAGGAAGAACGGGACAGGAUGGCUAGAAGUGAGACACUUGCCAUCAGACUUUCAAAUAUUGCAAACAUGAUUCUUUUUGGUGCUAAAGUUUUCGCAUCCAUUAGGAGUGGUUCAUUGGCGAUUAUAGCAUCCACACUAGAUUCACUCCUUGACCUUUUAUCAGGUUUUAUUCUGUGGUUUACAGCAUUCUCUAUGCAGACACCAAACCCAUAUCAAUACCCCAUUGGAAAGAAGCGGAUGCAGCCAUUGGGAAUUCUUGUUUUUGCCUCUGUUAUGGCUACACUUGGUCUGCAGAUAAUAUUGGAGUCAUUGCGCACACUUUUAUCUGAUGAGAGUGAGUUCAACUUGACCAAGGAGCAGGAACAAUGGGUGGUUGGUAUUAUGCUCUCUGUAACGUUGGUGAAGCUCUUCCUGGUUUUCUACUGUCGUUCUUUCACCAAUGAGAUUGUCAAAGCUUAUGCUCAGGAUCACUUUUUUGAUGUCAUCACAAAUGUCAUUGGACUUAUUGCUGCUCUUCUGGCCAAUUAUAUUGAUGACUGGAUGGAUCCUAUUGGAGCUAUUAUUCUGGCUCUGUAUACCAUCCGCACAUGGUCCAUGACAGUGCUGGAAAAUGUGAACUCCCUAGUAGGAAGGUCGGCAGCACCAGACUUUCUACAGAAGUUGACGUAUCUUUGUUGGAACCAUCACAAGGCUGUAAGGCACAUAGACACCGUACGGGCUUACACCUUUGGCUCACAUUACUUUGUUGAGGUUGAUAUUGUCUUGCCAUCGGAUAUGCCUUUGCGGGAGGCACAUGAUAUCGGGGAGUCCUUGCAGGAGAAGCUUGAGCUCCUUCCUGAGAUUGAGCGUGCCUUUGUUCAUCUUGAUUAUGAGUUCACACACAAGCCUGAACAUGCGCAAUCACAGUCUUAAUUACAUGGUUAAAAUUGACAAUCCAAGUGUGGGUGCCGCCACAUUGUUAGCUUCAUGACCACCAAAUCCAGAAUCCAAGCACAUCGAGUUCAUUGCUUCGAUUAUCUGCCUACGACCGUGCACGUGGUCAGUUGGCACAUUUUUGGGAAUGCCACAUUAAUAUAGAGUGGCGAAUCUGUACAAAUAGAGUUCACAUUACCUGCGACCUUUAGGUUAUGUUUGGUUUGAAGAAAAAGGUAGGGAAACUUAUCAAAAUUUGUAAAGGAAAAGUACGGACAGGCUCAAUGUAGAUUUCUGAUUUCCACUGCAAUGCAUUUCCGCCAGGAUAACGCCA